AUGUUGGUCUCCGCCUUAGUUCUGGGCUGCGCAAGCGCCGUACUGGCCUCAUCAGGCUACCUUAAGCUCGACCUCGAGCACGUGCAGGGCCCGCGUCUCGUCAAGCGGCAGACCAACACGGACCAUCUUGGACAACAAAUUGUUGCGGGCGAGAAUGGCUCUCUGUACUGGCUCAAUCUCACCAUUGGCACGCCUCCACAGUCUUUCCGCCUUCAGCUGGACACUGGUAGCUCCGAUGUCGUAGUCACCAACUCCAAAGUUAAGGAAUGUAAGAAGGAAGGAGGCUGUCCUUCUGGCUCCUAUGACCCAGGCUCCUCGUCGACCUACGAGCUGGUCUCAGAAGGCACUUUCAACAAUAGCUAUGGUGAUGGAACGGCUUACAUCGGCGACUACUUCACGGACGUUCUAUCCGUUGGUGGCAUCGACAUCAAGGCCGGCGACCUCAUCGUCGGGCUCGCUAAUCAACUGGAAGACGGUCCGCAGCUCGUCAACGACGGCACAGGCCUCGUCGGCGUGGGCUAUCAAGCCAACUCCGGCGCUGUCGUCCUCACGCUCCAGAACAACACCCUCCCAUCCACUGUAAUUUCUGCCAUGGUGUCCUCUGGCGACAUUGGUCGACAAGCCUACUCGCUCUAUCUCGGGUCACAAGAGGCCGCCAAAGGCAGGAUAAUCUUCGGCGGCAUCGACCCCAGCCUCUACACCGGCGACCUAGUCGCCCUACCGGUCCUCAAAGACCCUGUCCAAUACGCCGAGUACACCGACUUCAAGGUUGCGCUCACCGGCGUAUCAGUCACCGACGAAAGCGGCACCCGCCUCCUCACGGACACCGACUUUGCCAUGCCCGUCCUCCUCGACAGCGGAAACACAGUCACCAACCUCCCCAGCUCCCUCGUCGACGCCGUCUACGGCGGCUUCGGCAUCACCAGCAUCGAAGGCUCCGCCACCAUCCCUUGCAGCCGCAACCGCGCCAACGCCAGCCUAACCUACCACUUCGGCGGCGGCGACGACGGCCCCUCCAUCAACGUCCCCCUCUCCGCCCUCAUCGCCCCCCUCAGCGAACCCGCCCAAUUCUCCGACGGCCAAGACAUCUGCCAAUUCAAAGUCGACGUCCCCAACGGCGACACCCUCGUCCUCGGCGACAGCUUCAUGCGUUCCGGCUACUUCGUCUUCGACCUGGACAACAACCAAGUCGCGCUCGCGCAGGCCGCCACUUCAUCGGUGGCCGGCAGCAGCGGCAGCAUCAGCGCCAUCAUGUCCGGCACCGACAUCCCCGGCUGCAGCAGCACCAACACCUUCAGCAUCGAUGUCUCGAGCGCGACGCUGAGCGACGAAGGCGGUCCCGCAGCGGCCACGAGUGAUAAUGCGGAGGCGACGGGGAGCAUCAAUCCCGUGACGCCGACGUUUGAUCUGGGCGCGGCGGCGACGGAGACAGCGAAUGAGAGUGGCAGUAGUGGCGGUUCGGGCGGCAGCAGCGGCAGUGCGAGCUCGAGUGGGAGUGGGAUUGGAAGCGGGAAUGCGGCGCCGAGCGUGCGGGUUCCCAGCACGGUGGUCGUUGCUGGGUCGAGCGUCGUGGCGUUGGCCGUGGGGUUUGCUAUGGUCCUGCUGUAG
This is a messenger RNA of Cyphellophora europaea CBS 101466, 1608 nucleotides long. RefSeq lists its product as uncharacterized. The record is from RefSeq and is a predicted model, not a curated record. Gene Ontology annotation, molecular function: aspartic-type endopeptidase activity. Lineage: Eukaryota; Fungi; Ascomycota; Eurotiomycetes; Chaetothyriales; Cyphellophoraceae. Gene Ontology annotation, biological process: proteolysis. Bases 1 to 1608 code for a protein of 535 amino acids. The transcript is spliced from 2 exons.